This is a messenger RNA of Ogataea angusta, 1716 nucleotides long. RefSeq lists its product as uncharacterized. NCBI's taxonomy places the organism in Eukaryota, Fungi, Ascomycota, Pichiomycetes, Pichiales, Pichiaceae. The coding region runs from base 1 to 1716 and encodes 571 amino acids. Gene Ontology annotation, cellular component: Prp19 complex; spliceosomal complex. The transcript has a single exon. Gene Ontology annotation, biological process: mRNA splicing, via spliceosome. The record is from RefSeq and is a predicted model, not a curated record.
AUGGCUCCCAUAUACGUGAAGGGAGGAGUUUGGACCAAUGUUGAGGAUGCCAUUCUCAAAGCAGCGAUCUCGAAGUAUGGGCUAAAUCAAUGGGCUCGUGUGAGCUCCUUGCUGGAGAAGAAAACGGCGAAACAAUGCAAGAUGAGAUGGCAAGAAUGGCUAGAUCCAAGAAUCAAAAAGAUCGAAUGGACCAAAGAGGAAGACCAAAGAUUGCUCGAGCUUGUCCGACUGCGCCCAAACCAGUGGAGCAGUGUGAGCAUGCUGAUGAACAGAACCGCAAACCAAUGUAUCGAAAGGUAUCAGCAGCUUUUGGAUGAUAAUCUGGAUGACUCUGAUCUACGUCUUACAGGAAACAUGCAACAAACAGCUUCUGGCGCAGAGUCUUUGAAUCUCAACCCUGAGUCGAAGCCUGCACGUCCUGAUUUUGAGGAUAUGGACGACGACGAACGCGAAAUGCUCAGCGAGGCACGUGCGAGAUUGGCCAACACGCAAGGCAAAAAGGCAAAGAGGAAGGCACGAGAGAGGAUGCUGGCCGAAAGUCGGCGUGUUGCCAUUGUCCAGAAACGUCGGGAGCUCAAGCAAGCAGGCAUCAACUCGAAGUUCCGCACGAAGAAGAAGUUUGCUACGCAAAUGGAUUAUAAUAACGACGUUGCAUUUGCUAGGGAGCCGGAAGAGGGCAGGUUUGAUACCAGCGAGGAGAAAUUGCAAAACCACAGAGAACGAUACGAAUUUGACGAAAAGGCAGAGCGCAACCAAGCUCCAAAUUUAGAGCAUGACAAACAGGAUAAGAAGCGACGGAGACAGGCCAAAGAGGCCAAGACGACGUUUGAAGGAGCUGCUCAGAGCUACGACGACGAUCUAGAAUUUAAAAGACGGAAACUGGAGUUGAGUGCGCCAGACGAGUACCAGGAGGUUGUGGAUGUUGACGCGAAGAUCAAAGAUGCAGCCAAGGAGCUGAAUCGUGCUACGCAUGAAAAGUCCAUUUUAUUCACCAAAGUUGACGAGGACGAACAGGAGGAAAGCGAUCCAUUGGAGCCGAAGGAAUCGCUGAAGAGCAAGCUGGCCAAGCUCCCUGCGCCACUGAACGAUUUUGAGAUCAUGGACAGCGACAGCGAGCAGGAGCCGAUGCCACAGCCGGAACCCAAAACAGAAAUUGUGCCGGCACGGGAUGUUCCUAAAGCGGAAACCACCCCUAAAGUCGCCGAUCUGAAGCUCCCUGUUCCUGAUCACAAAAGUUUGUUAACAAUAGCCAAACAGUCGUCUGGGGUGGAAAAACUGGUUCUAGAGGAGAUGGCUCGUCUUGUUGCGGGCGAGGUGUCUGGAGUGGAGAAUCCCGAAACUGUUGAAGCGGCUAUAGAAGCGGAACUAUCUGCGCUGGACUACAAUAAGUACGUUGCAGCGGUGGAAAAUUGUUCUGCUGGGGACAAUGCUGAGCAGCUGCUAAAAUACAUCAGACAAGUGUCGGAACAGUCUGGUGGGCUCGAAAAAAAGUUUGCGGCCUUUACGAAUGGCUAUCUCCGCAACCAGGCGGCCCUGUGCAAUGACAUAGCCAACAAGUACGGGGUGCUCAGUGAUCUGGACAGGGAGUGUGUGGUUUACGAGCAGAUCAAGGGGCUUGAGGAGCGCGCAAUCGACUACAGAUCCUCAAGCCUGCAAGAAUCAAUAGACAGAAUGAGCGUCGCGAUUGGCGAAGCCCAGCAACGUUUACGUAACUGA